Engraulis encrasicolus (European anchovy) is the source of this 736-nucleotide messenger RNA. It is a transcript of the gene anapc16, whose product is annotated as anaphase promoting complex subunit 16. Gene Ontology annotation, biological process: protein ubiquitination. NCBI's taxonomy places the organism in Eukaryota, Metazoa, Chordata, Actinopteri, Clupeiformes, Engraulidae. The transcript is spliced from 4 exons. The coding region runs from base 116 to 442 and encodes 108 amino acids. The record is from RefSeq and is a predicted model, not a curated record. Gene Ontology annotation, cellular component: anaphase-promoting complex; cytosol; kinetochore.
GGAUUUCAAAGAGGAAAUAAACAAAUCGUUCUGAACAUUUUUUGUUUACGACUAGGCACACAGGCAUUGUUUUUCAAUUUCGGAGACGCGCUGUAUCAGCCAGUCCUCAGGCAGAAUGGCUGCGUCCUCUUCCUCCUCGUCCGCGGGGGGAGUGAGUGGUAGCUCGGUCACAGGCUCUGGGUUUAGCGCCUCUGAGCUCAUUCCUCCUCGCAAAGUCCUCUACACGUACCCCAAAGGAGCUGGCGAAAUGAUGGAAGAUGGCUCCGAUAGAUUUUUAUGUGAAUCUGUAUUCAGCUAUCAAGUUGCCACAACACUGAAGCAGGUGAAGCAAGACCAACAAGUGUCUCGGAUGGAGAAGUUGGCCAGCCUGGUCGAGGAACUGGAGGCAGACGAAUGGCGGUAUAAACCUAUCGAACAGCUUUUAGGAUUCACCACCUCAUGAAUAAAAACGGACUGAUGUGACGUGCUGGUUACCACAAGGAGUGAAUUGGUUAGAUACUGGGGGAAAUUAGUUUCUAAUUUCAAUACAUCUAGAAUGUCUACUUGGUAAUCAUUUUUUAUAGGAUCCAAUCUUGCCAAAACCAUGUUCUGUACAAGUGUUUUUUGCAAUGCAGUUUCUUUCAUGACCUCUCUUUUGCCACAACCCAUGGACAAAUCGGGACUCUCAUGAAUUACAAAUGCAAAUAUAUGUCAAAUUAUGUUGAAUAAAAUUAUUAUAUUACCUUGGUUUACAACA